Enhydra lutris kenyoni (northern sea otter) is the source of this 5487-nucleotide messenger RNA. RefSeq names its product F-box protein 28. Gene Ontology annotation, biological process: protein polyubiquitination. Gene Ontology annotation, molecular function: protein binding. Lineage: Eukaryota; Metazoa; Chordata; Mammalia; Carnivora; Mustelidae. The record is from RefSeq and is a predicted model, not a curated record.
AUGGCGGCGGCGUCGGAGGAGCGGAUGGCUGAGGAAGGAGGCGGUGGCCACGGCGACGGCGGCCCCUCUUCGGCCAUCGGCUCUACCCAGCGACUGCCCCCCCCGCCCCCGCCCCCGGCCCCGCAGCCGGGCUCCCAGGCGCCCCCAGCCCAGGCGCUGGCUCCCGACCAGCUGCCUCAAAACAACACGCUGGUGGCGCUGCCCAUCGUAGCCAUCGAGAACAUCCUCAGCUUUAUGUCCUACGACGAAAUUAGUCAGCUCCGCCUGGUUUGUAAAAGAAUGGACUUGGUCUGCCAGAGAAUGUUGAAUCAGGGAUUUCUAAAAGUGGAGAGAUACCACAAUCUAUGUCAGAAACAAGUUAAAGCACAACUUCCAAGGAGGGAGUCGGAAAGAAGAAACCACUCGUUAGCUCGUCACGCAGACAUCCUUGCUGCUGUGGAAACAAGGCUCUCACUGUUAAACAUGACUUUCAUGAAGUAUGUGGAUUCCAAUCUCUGUUGCUUCAUCCCAGGAAAGGUGAUUGAUGAGAUUUAUCGAGUGUUGAGAUACGUCAAUUCCACCAGAGCCCCUCAGCGAGCUCAUGAAGUACUUCAGGAGCUAAGGGAUAUCUCCUCCAUGGCGAUGGAGUACUUUGAUGAGAAGAUCGUGCCCAUUCUGAAGAGGAAGUUACCAGGAUCAGACGUGUCCGGAAGGCUCAUGGGCUCUCCUCCAGUUCCGGGACCUUCUGCAGCCCUCACAACCAUGCAGCUCUUCUCCAAGCAAAACCCUUCAAGACAAGAGGUUACCAAACUCCAGCAGCAGGUUAAGACAAACGGUGCCGGCGUGACUGUUCUCAGGCGUGAAAUUUCUGAGCUUCGCACCAAAGUGCAGGAGCAGCAGAAGCAGCUUCAGGACCAGGACCAGAAGCUGCUAGAGCAGACCCAGAUCAUAGGCGAACAGAACGCACGCUUGGCGGAGCUGGAGCGCAAACUGCGGGAGGUCAUGGAGAGCGCGGUGGGGAACUCCUCAGGGGCUGGGCAGAACGAGGAGUCCCCUCGGAAACGGAAGAAGGCACCAGAAGCCAUAGACUCCCUUAGGAAAUCGAAGCGUCUUCGGAAUAGAAAGUAAAGUUGGGGGUGGGGGGCUUUCAAGCUCCAAAGGAAGACGCGGUUGAGCAGCCGAAGCAGUGACGCCCAUCAGGACACCCCAGAGGCUUCUGGGCUUUCAGACAGAACACAACUUCAGCUUGAACUCUCACGGUUGGGACAGUCUUCUCCCGCUUCUCCUGGUUGAACUGAUGCACAGAGUCUUUUUACUUUGCAAUAGAUUUGUACUAACCAGACCUGUCCUAUCAUGUUUUGAGGAGUUAACUUUUUUCUGUGCAGAUAACGUUUAAAAGUAAGUUUAUUUGUUCCUGCAUAUAUGCACAUUACAGAAGGAUCUGAAACAAACCAGUCUGGACAGACUAGAAGUUAAGUUGAAUACAGAAAGUGUCCUGUUUCACUUGAAAGAAAAGACCUACUUUUUAAAUGGACAGUAUCUUGUUUUAAAAAAAAAAAAGUUGACUUUUUGUUAUAAGUGACCUUUGUCUGGAAUGUCUGAAAAGUAGUAAAUGCUUUUUGGUAUCAAAGUAAUGGGUAACUAAAACAGACUUCCAUAGUGUUGACUGUAAGAGGGGCCUCUACAGGAUUGACUAUAUAUUUUUAUAAACUACUGGCAAGGGACUUAUCCAGUUGUUCUACACAUGUUUUCAGUUCUCUUCUGGGGCCACGCCCGGCAUUUGCAUGGGUGCAUGCACGCAUCGCCUAGUCAGCUCACGCAAAAAGCUCUUGGCACUGGCGUUGACCUUGAACUUCUCUACUUCUCCACCUUCUAGAGCAGCGUUAGCUUAUUUGAGCGCCUAACACCUUCCACUGCCACAGCAGCUUGCCUCCAGGGAGGAAUUAGUCCAUUUGUCCUCCAGUUUUAGGGGAACAAGGGAACAUUAAAGCCCAUCGCUUUCUCUGUUCUCUGUAGGGUUCAGGUACAGUAACCAAGGCAAGAACCCCAAACGCCAGUUUCUGUCAUUGUCGGACCUCUGGGGACUGGUCGUGGCCCUUCCUCACCACGUGUGUGUGCAUGGAUCAGUGUGUGAUCACCACGGGUGUGAGCAGGGGACCCAGCUUGUAGAAUGCAGUUCUGCCACUGAAAGAAACUCACUGAAGAAAAUCCAACUAUGAAAAAGCAUUUCGAUCAUUUCAUUUCUGGGGGAUGACCUGAGGGAAGCUUUUAAGUACUAAUUUCAAGCUUUCCUUUUCCUACAACUUUAAACAAAAGCUUUAAUUUCGUUUGCACUCCUGUUCUGAGCGUAUAACUGGAAAAGCAUGUCUUGCACUGUUCACCCUUCUAAGCGGUCACUUUAACAACCUCCAAAUUGUGUACAGUGGUUCCUUUCCCCAGUUGUAUAUUUUUGAGACCUUCAGCUCUUACUGUCCUCGUUUUAUUUUAUGUACUAAAUUAUGUAGUUAUUAUUUGACUGAUAAGUUCUUUUAUCAACUCGUAACAGCUGUUGCCGUAGGCUUCAGUUAUUUAAAAUAGGUUUAGGUGUAAUAUAGAAAAUUACCCCUGUCCAGGUGGGAGUUGGACACCUGCAAAAAAACCUAAGGUUUGGUAAGUACCUUAGUUGAAUAAAAGCACAAGGUUACCACCCUUUCUGCCUGUCCACCAUGACACGGUUAUCCAUCCUUUAAUCUCACCAAACAAAGCUUUUUCUUACCCAUUUUUAAUAUUGUCCUUCCAUAAUACUGUCCUUAGGUUUUGAUCAAUUUUCUGUCUGACUUGGAAACUCCAUUGACAAUGUAGUAUGUUUUCAAUGAAGGAAAAAAAAACAUCUAACAUCCAAGUGUUUUCAUGGUUUGUUGGGAAGGUAAUUUUAAAAUAAACAAUUUCCAAAAAACAUUUGUCAGCCAAGGUCAUCCAUAAAAGUCCCCGUCUGGAACUCGUUUUCUCGGCAGGUGUCAUUUUUGUAAUCCUAGGAUUUAGCCAUAUUGUUCUAACUCUGAAGCAGGCCUGCUGGGAUACUCAUGGCCAUGAAUAGUCUGCCUUCCCAGUAAAAGGAAGACUCUUUCGAGUAACCAGGUAACAUGUUUACAGGUUUAUAGAGUAGGAUCCUUACACAUCAAAGGGGUACAACCUCAGAUGAUUAGCAGUUGUUCUUGAAUUAUUUCAAGUUUCCUGGGUUUCUUUUUAAACUGUACCUACAUACCCUAAACGUAUGUAGAGCCUUCUGUUAGUUACCAUGAGUAUUUGGCUUUCGUAGGAAGCGUCCACACUAUCGGAAGGUAUUUUCUGUCUCAAAGUCCAAAUUUCUACAAGAUUCACUUGUAACUGUCUGUCCGUAAGGCCCAUGAGUUCUACCUGUGAAUGCGCGAAUGUUCGUAAGAGUAGGAGAAGAAAGCACUGCGGUUCAGUUAUCUGUUUAAGUCUGCGAUCUUACCGAAGACAUCUUGCUUAAAAAAAACGUCAGGCGAUGACCUUGACUGAUUUGAUAGCUGUUACGCUUGCUUUUGGAUAGCAGAGUGGCACUGAGGUUUCGACAGAUCACAAAGGAUUUUCAUCAGCUAAAACCGACAGGCCCCAGCAACGCCGCAGGCGCAGACGAGCCUCCCGGAUGGGAACCAUCUUGCCCGGGGUCAGACACCCGUGGCUUCGGUGGCGUCUGGGAGUGUCAUGUUGUCCUGGAGCGAGAUGCCAUGAGUUAUUCGGGUCCUCGUCCUUGGCUGUUUCUCAGAGGAGACUUCUCUGUGUUAGCGGGUCACCGCGCUUGUCAGUCGAUGAUGGCGCAGCACCCAUGACACAGACCCAGAGGAACAGGCAUUAGUCAGUUCCAUGGGGACUUGCCCCCACCUCACCCACCCAGGGCCCUCUGCGUCUCUCCCGCACGGACUCGGCUCGGUUUUCCCCUAAUCCCAAAUACAAAGUCUUUCAAGACCUGAGGUUACUCAACCUCCUGCUUUUUCAGCUCCUUUCUGGCUCUUCAGAGCCUGGAAAUAAUGGGGCAGACGCAAACGCAGUCCCCGUAAUGAAUCACGCUGUUUUAAAAACCGUUGGCGUGCCAUCUGGUCUAAAGCCACUGGUCUUAGAAGGAGCUUUUGGGGUUGGUUUGUUUUUUUUGUCGUUUUGGGGGUUUUUUUUUUCUUUUGGUAAAACAUGUUUUCUGGAGUACUGAACUUUACAGGGGCUUGCCUUAAUCUCUAUUUAGUAGUUUGAAGGUGUAUGCACUAUUAUUCUACUUGUUAAAAUGUUGCAAUAUUCUAUGUAGCCCAGAAGGUGGGUAAAACAGUAUGAGUCAUGCCUAAAUAAAUAAGCUAAAGGUGUCACAAUAGCUGGAUUUUUUUUUGUUGUUUUUUGAGAAAAGAUGGACGUAGGAUCAGAGGCUGUGUGUAAGAAACAGACACCACGGCACCUUGAAAUUGCACUAUUUUAUGCAUUGUUUUCUAUGCCAUUUCGUAGCCUGCACUUUAAUCUCCAAAGAAACGAUGUGUGAUGUCCCACUUCCUGAUCAGUAGUGAACUGUUUCCUAAGACAGGGCACUUAAUUCUGUUUUACUGAAAGAGUUUCUUGGAGGUGGAUCCCUUCCCUGAGUUCUCUAUUUCCUUAGCCAUAAUAUUUUCUAGGAUCUAGGAACUCCUGGUCUUGUCUGUUCCCAACAGUGAGAAUUUUAAUUUAAUGUAACAUAAAAUCUCAUCCUUGGUGAUGAGCACAUUCUUCCCUCCCGCCCUAGCUGUGAGUACCCAUUUGUUAGCACUUAUCCAACCCUCUCAAAAUAUCAUGGAAGUACGAUCUGAAGCCAGGAAUAGAGGCAUUCUGAAAAGUAAUCAGCCGGUAUAAUGCAGUCUCUCUUGGAACCGGCUAUUUCUAAUACGUAACGCAUAAAGUCCGAUCUGAUAAUGCCAUCAAUUUCUUGAGACCUGAGACUCUAUAACUAGUAGUCCAGGAAGGUUACGAAGUUAAAACUCCUCGGAAAUAACAAGUUUCUAUAGUCCGCCAUCUGAGGUCAGUUCUUUUCAAAAAAUACUAAAGCAAUCUAAAAAAAUGAAACUAGCAAUCGGUUGGCCGCUGCCCACCAUUUUCUUUCUAAUAACACUAAUUUGUAUUCACGGUAAGUAGAGGCUUAAGUAAUGUUGGCCUUUUCCAGCUUCCUGAGAAUCUCUGAUCCUCAAGAUUCCAAAGUUAAAUCCAAAUUUUUCCUGUUGUGUCUGAAAGAACUGUGGGAUUUCGAAGCAUAUUGGAAAUCUAUUAGGUCCACUGCCAAAGUAUACCGGUCCAUAUUCAAAGCUAUACCAAAAGUUAGAAGUGUUUAAAAUUCCUUUAUGUGGUACCAUGUCUGUUUACUUAUGCUCUGAGCACCAAUAAAUUACUAGUUUGGCUUCUGGAAUUUUAACUGUUAAAACCUAAUUCAAUUACUGGGAGUGAGAAGCACCUCCCGAUCACACAACAGGGUACGUGAAUAAAUGUGUUGUAACCAGU